Molecule: messenger RNA, 754 nt
Organism: Medicago truncatula (barrel medic)
Lineage: Eukaryota; Viridiplantae; Streptophyta; Magnoliopsida; Fabales; Fabaceae
Exons: 3
Coding region: 193-495 (100 amino acids)
Source: RefSeq, a predicted model, not a curated record
UAUUGAAUUUGUAUAAAGGAAUAAUUUACCCUUUUACAAAACUCAAAAAGGUUACCUUAGCAAAAAUAAAAAUUCAUUUAUUGAUUCAUACACGCUGAAACAGUCGUGCCUAUAUAAUUGUAUAAACCAGAACACCUCUUCUUAAGAAAAUCACAUACAUACCUCUCAACUCUGAAAAACCUGAAAUCACUUAUGGAGCAAAAUAAAGAGAAAAUCGCCCCUUGGCUAUCGGUGCCACAGUUUGGCGAAUGGGAUCAGAAGGGCCCAUUGCCGGACUAUUCCAUGGAUUUUUCGAAAAUUAGGGAAAUGCGAAAACAGAACAAGACCAAUGCUUCAAGAGCAAGUCUUGGCAAUGAGGAGGAGUUUGCGGCUCCUACUCAGAAGAACGUAAAGGCCGAUCACAGCGAGCCCCAGCAUCCUCACUACCACAAAACCAAUUCUGCAGUGAGAAGGAGGAGCUUCAUGAGCUACUUCAACUGUUGCAUUAAAGCCUGAUGUUCAAGGAAUACAACAUUUUUUUUGGAUUGCUGAUUAGUAGAAUUAUGCUUUUGCCUUGGAUAUAUUAAUUUCCCCUAGUUAUUGUUUUAGAAAAAUUAUGUACAAUCUUUCUUUUGUCUUCUAAAGAUAUUUAGUUGAUUAGUAUAAUUAUGCUUUUGUGCCCGAUUAUAUUAAUUUCUGUUGUUUUUUCAGAAAAUAAUGUUCCUUGAAACCCAAUUCUUCAGUUAUAAAUUAGGAUUACCUGUUUUCUUAUUGA